CAUUGACACUGACUUUCAUUCAGUGCUGCAAAAAAUAAGUGGAGAAGUUGAUGCACGAUAAACGAAUUUAAGUUUAAGUAAAAUUACGCUUUUAAUAUAGUUUAUAUUUAGGAAAAGUAUAUUUUAAAGAUACACAAUGAGUGCUUUGGUGAAAAAACUUUUCGACCAGCUGAAAAGCAAAGAAUUCAGGGAAUAUUUAAUGAGCACACACUUUUGGGGUCCAGUGGCUAAUUGGGGCAUACCCCUGGCGGCUAUUGCUGACACCAGGAAAGAACCCAGCUUUAUUAGUGGCAAAAUGACACUUGCUCUCACGCUGUACUCCUUGAUGUUCAUGCGUUUCGCGUGGCGCGUGCAGCCGCGAAACAUGCUGCUAUUCGCCUGCCACUUCACCAACACGGCCGCGCAAUUAACACAGGGUGCUCGCUUCGUCAACUACUACUAUAUACAGGGUGAGAGCAAACAGACGAACAAGCAAACACAGGGAACCGUAGAAGAGAAGUAACGUAUGCAUGGUGUCGCGUUUAACUUCUAGUGCGUUUCUUGUGCAUUCUUUACGAAUCUCCUCACACAGAAAUACUAACACUUACAAAUUGCACGCCUUUAGGGCGUUUCUGAGCUACUCCCAAGUUAUAACGUAAGUAACGUUUGUUGCACGAUAUAUAAUAUUAUCGUAGACAGAGAAGUUUAUAGACAGGUAUGGAUAUGGUAUCAAACGCAUUCCCUCUAAAAGAGGGAUGUAUAUUUGGUGUCAUGACGCGUGCCAUGCACUAUCGAUGAUCCAAUAGAAGCAGAGAUAGCUUAAAUUAUAUUGGCGAAAAAAAAGCUCAACGUUAUAGACGUAAAAUAUAUUUUUUGAUUUGAACAGCAUGCCAAUCAUUUGUCUAUUGAUUUCGUUGUCUACAAAUAUAAGCAACGUCUAUGCUCUGCAUUCUAAUCGAUCAGUGUAAAGUUUUAAAUCAGCGUACAGCUAUUUGUUGGCACUUUAGAGCGAACUAGAGGUUAUGCGCACUUUAGUAUGUAAAUAAAAUUGUAGACGAAUUAUCAUUAUUAGAUAAUAUUAAUUGUUGGGUAGUUGACGCGGUUUCGGGGCUUUUAGUAAAUAAUCAAGAACUUUAAUCAAAUUAUAGAUGUAUAGCCGUCCGUCCAAUCGUGAGAUUCAGUGUAGUAAAAUAUUCGCUAUUGGUCCAUUCGAAAAUAGCGUACGCAUUAUCUAGCUCUGUCAACCAAUAAAUCUACAAGGAGUCAAAGAUAUACCUUGACAUUUAAGAGCAGCGUUCGACUCCUCACCGAGGGAUGGUGGUUUGAUCCUCGCCCCGUUGGUCUAUUGUCGUAACCACUCCUAGUCUUUCCCCACUAGUUGGGGGUGAAUGGGAAUAUUGGCCAUAUUUAAAAUAUAUGUCAAAUAUCCCUUAAAAAAAUUUCGACCAAUAGCGACGGAAUCGAAAAUAUUUAAUUUCGAUGCGAUAUUUUUGUUUUCGAAAUGCUAAAAUGUGUCAACUGCCCAAUGUGUUUGAAACGGUUGCAACGCUAAAAACUGCCUUUUAAGUGUAAGUCGUAGUGCCAAUCACGUUCAUAUUCUUCACGUCAAUAAAGUUGACACGUAGAAAGGAGGUGUUUUGAAAUAUGUAUAAAUAGUUAAAAGAUAUUUGCUUCAACCCUCGAUGUACGUGUAAAAGAAGAAUAUUUGUUUGAAAUUGCAAUUUUUUUAUAGUUCCUGUUACAGCUUUUGCUAAGGCUCAUGUGAUGGUGUGAUUUAUAUCUUAUAAACGUUUAACCAUACUAACCCGGUAGGCCUGAGUUGCGUUAUCUUGAGACUAGAGCAAGAAAAUAAGCCGAGAAAUUUUCCAUUUCCAUCCCAAAAAUUGAAAGAGAGAGCCUCUUUCAAUUUUUGGGAUGGAAAGAGACAGCGAUAUUUAGCGACAAUAUAUUGUCGAUAGAUAAGAUCAAUGGUCAAAAUAUUUUACAUAAUGUCAAUAAAAUUGUAAUUGUAACGAGCCUUCGAUUUCUUUUAUCUUUUAGUUUUAAAACAUCUCCUUGGAAGAGCACAAAUACUUAUCAAUAAUAUAAAUAAUACUUCGUAUAUUUAAGGUCAGAGGUGUAUGUACCAAGCGUAUCGAACGUUUAUUUAUCUGAUUGUAUGGGAAGUCUUCUAAAUUUUGUCUAAAUCGAUGCUUUUACGGUUGUAAACUUCUGUUAUACGAACUACUAAUCAGAAGAUGCGUCUGAAAAGCCGUCCUCUGAUUGGUUGAACGUGAUGACGUAAAAGAAUUCUACAGAUGCAUAGGUAUGCAGUUUAAUCCUAAUAAGUCAUGAUUAAAGGGAUAAGGGGUAAUGAAUUGUCUUGUCUAUGAUAUAUCUAUGUAUGUGUUUAUUGUGUUAGUGUAAUAUAGUGUAUAUAAAUGCACUAGUGCGAACUAGUGUAGCGUUGUGGCCAAGGGUAAUGUAAUAUGUGACAUCGCUGUGUACGUACAAAGUAUAUUUUUUGAAUAUUUAAUAUUUAUUAUUGUUCAUAUUAUAUAAUUAUACUCUGUUGAUCUGUU
Messenger RNA from Bicyclus anynana (squinting bush brown), 2540 nucleotides. RefSeq names its product mitochondrial pyruvate carrier 1 (gene Mpc1). The coding region runs from base 137 to 502 and encodes 121 amino acids. Gene Ontology annotation, biological process: pyruvate import into mitochondria. The transcript has 4 exons. The record is from RefSeq and is a predicted model, not a curated record. Lineage: Eukaryota; Metazoa; Arthropoda; Insecta; Lepidoptera; Nymphalidae. Gene Ontology annotation, cellular component: mitochondrial inner membrane.